AUGGAUCUCCUGGAGAAAGGAAAUAAAAACAACUCAAAAUCUCUGGGUGAUGAUCCUUCAGUGCAGUUUAUCCCAGUGUCUAAUAAUGAGAAGCUAAGGAAGAAGACUUUACCAUGCAGAAGCAUCUUCCUGACUGUGCUAGUCAUAUUUGGAGCAGUCACUACACUGACAGUAAUACUGCAAGUGUGGCUCCACUUGUCAGGGACAGGUAACAUAAUGAGGGUAUUCUGUGGUUCUAUGGCCAUAUCUAAUCAGAGAUUCUCAAGGUCUUAUGAGGAUGCAAAAAGUAUUCAGUUCAAAGAGCUGGCCUCCAAGGUUGUGAAACAAAUUAAGAAUAUAUAUGGUAAUGUGCCAUUAUUGUCCAGAUAUUAUAUUGGUUCCAGUGUUCAAGCCUUCAGUGAGUUCCAUGAUGGCAGUGUCAUAGUUUACUACAUGUCUGAGUUCCAUGUGCCUUUGAUUUAUGUGUCUACUGUGGAUGAAGUCAUCAAUUCCAAUGAUCUCACUGGAAUGUUCAGACACACACGGAAGUUCUUGGGCCCUGAAUCUGACAAAGCCCUGCAUAUCUACAAUUUGGUAUCUGGAGCUAUGGACCUCCGUCUGGUUAAUGCCACUCUGAGAGGUCACUACAGACACACCCACCGCUGUCAUAGGGGUAAAACAGGCACUAUCCAGUCUAUAGGCUUCUCUUAUAUCUUCUACCCUCGCAACAUCUACACUGAGUGGCAGCUCCGUGCCGACCCUGGCUACAGAAUUCGACUCAAGUUUAUAAUACUGAACAUGGAAAAAGAUUGCCAUAACAACUUCAUCAAAGUCUAUGACUCUCUAGUCCCUACUGAGAAGCAGGUCCUUACAGAGAAAUGUGGAUAUAACAGCCUCAGUGAUCAGAUGAUUUUCCUGUCUUCUGGAAAUGUCAUGUUACUUACAAUGGUCACAAAUGGAGAAAAUAACUUCCCAGGGUUCAAGGCAGAAUACUCCCAAGUCCCUGUUGAAAGUCAAGAGUGUGGUGGCAAGCUAAUGGGGUUUUAUGGCACUUUCAAGUCUCCUGGCUUUCCUUCCCACUAUCCUCCUCAAACCCAGUGUGUUUGGGAAAUUGAGGUUCCAGAAGGAAAGUAUAUUAAAGUGAAGUUCAGUAAGCUUUCUAUACGUGAGCCAGGACAGAGCCCCCGUGACUGUUACAAAGACUACCUGGAGGUCAACAAAUACAGGAUGUGUGGAGAACUGCCUGCAAAUAAAGUCCACUUUAGCAAGACAAACCGAAUUUCAGUCAUAUUCUAUUCUGACAUGUCUUAUGUAGACAAGGGCUUCUCUGCAGAGUUUGAAGCUGUGGAGCCUAGUGAAAAAUGUUCUGGAAAAUUCCAGUGUGAAAAUGAUGAAUGCAUUCACUCUGUCUUGAGAUGUGAUGGCAUAGAUGACUGUGGUGACUUGAGCGACGAAAAAAACUGUGUCUGUAAGGAGUCUGACAUCAAAUGUAAGAAUGGCUUCUGCAAACCCAAAUACUGGCGCUGUGAUGGUGUUAACGACUGUGGUGACAACACAGACGAGGAAAACUGUGGUAUAUGUAGAGCUGGGGAAAUUACAUGUCGAAACAACCGCUGUGUCUCUGAACACAGGAAGUGUGAUGGCCAUGAUGACUGUGGUGAUGGCACAGAUGAAUCAGAGUGCCCAAAACCCAUAGUUGUCAGCUGCUCUGAGUACACCUACAAGUGUAGGGAUAACAAGUGUAUCAGCAAGCAUAAUCCUCAGUGUGAUGGGGACAAAGACUGUGAAGAUGGUUCCGAUGAAAUCGACUGUGACUGUGGUUCCAAACCCUACAAACGUUCUCGGAUUGUGGGUGGUCAGACAUCCACUGAAGGCGAGUGGCCCUGGCAGGCCAGCCUCCAUGUAAAGGGCCAUGGCCAUGCAUGUGGAGCCUCCUUAAUUAGCAACCGCUGGAUGAUUACCGCUGCACACUGUGUACAUGACUCUGGCCAAAUUAUGUAUUCUCAACCUGAUGUGUGGAUGGUCCACCUGGGUCUGCAUACUCAGGGACACUACAAUCGGUGGACAAUACAUAAGAAUGUGAAACAGAUCAUCUCUCACCCUGACUAUGACCCUACGGAAUUUGAUAAUGAUAUUGCUCUGAUUGAGCUGGACAGCCCUAUAAAACUCAGCCAGAGAGUUUGGCCUAUCUGUAUGCCUGCAGCCACAGAUCAGUUCCUUGCAGGCCAGUCUGUGUGGAUUACAGGUUGGGGAAGAAUCAGCGAAAAUGGAAUGUUAGCGAAAGUGCUGCAGAAAGCACAGGUUCGGGUCAUCAAUGACACAGUGUGCAGUCAGCUGAUGGGGAACAAGGUCACACCACGCAUGAUCUGUGCCGGAGUUCUGAAUGGUGGCGUGGACGCCUGUCAGGGAGACUCAGGUGGACCACUCUCCUACAUAGACAUGGCCAGUGGGCGCUGGUUUCUCGCCGGCGUGGUGAGUUGGGGGGAUGGUUGUGGCCGAAAGAGCAAGCCUGGUAUCUACAGCCGCGUCACCAAAUUUCGUAGAUGGAUUCGUGCAAAGACUGGGGUAUAAUCAUGCAACGGAGGAAGUCAGGCAAGGGAGGAAGGUUUAGACAGAGGGAUGAGUGGCAUGCUGGAAUGAUAACUGGAAACAACUGGGGAGGUGUUAUUUAUUCAUUGCAUAGUCAGUUGUUUAAAGUUUCAGGCCAGAGUGUGCAGUAAUGAUUCCUCAAUCAUGUCAAUGAAUUAUUUUGUGUAUUUUAUUAUUUUUGUGAAUGAUUUCCCUAAGGUGAGACAUGUAAAUAUUUUAAUCACCCUUUAUUUUUCAUGAAGGGUGCUGUGGUAUUUUCAGCUUUUAUCUGUAUGUUAGUUGUUUUUUGGUUUGUUUUUUGUAUGUUCAAUAAACAAAAAACAAUGAAGUGUGAAGAGUGUUUAAUUUUACACUGUAAAACUGUGCACACAUAUGUUCCUAAAGCUUGAUUUAUGCUUGUUGUAUAUAAUAGUUCUGUUCUUGUGGUCUAAAAUGACAGGUCACAGUUUCACAUCAGUUUCACUUUACAUAAAGUCAGUGACACUUGGUAAUCAAAAUCUGUAGAAAUGUAGCUAGCUAUUAAUAUUAAUAUGUACAAGUGUAUU
This is a messenger RNA of Electrophorus electricus (electric eel), 3113 nucleotides long. RefSeq names its product ST14 transmembrane serine protease matriptase b (gene st14b). Lineage: Eukaryota; Metazoa; Chordata; Actinopteri; Gymnotiformes; Gymnotidae. Gene Ontology annotation, biological process: proteolysis. Gene Ontology annotation, molecular function: serine-type endopeptidase activity; protein binding. The record is from RefSeq and is a predicted model, not a curated record.